Messenger RNA from Indicator indicator, 906 nucleotides. It is a transcript of the gene SLC25A15, whose product is annotated as solute carrier family 25 member 15. Lineage: Eukaryota; Metazoa; Chordata; Aves; Piciformes; Indicatoridae. Gene Ontology annotation, biological process: mitochondrial L-ornithine transmembrane transport. The record is from RefSeq and is a predicted model, not a curated record. Gene Ontology annotation, molecular function: L-ornithine transmembrane transporter activity. The transcript is spliced from 6 exons. Bases 1 to 906 code for a protein of 301 amino acids.
AUGAGGAUCAACUCUGCUGUUCAGGCUGCUAUUGACCUCACAGCAGGAGCUGCAGGUGGGACAGCAUGUGUGGUGACCGGCCAGCCCUUUGACACUGCCAAGGUGAAGAUGCAGACGUUCCCAGACAUGUAUAAAGGCAUCGUUGACUGUUUUGUCCAAACCUAUAAACAAGUCGGGUUGCGAGGCUUCUACCAGGGAACCACACCAGCGCUGGUAGCCAACAUCGCCGAGAACUCCGUUCUCUUCAUGUGCUAUGGAUUUUGCCAACAGCUUGUGAGAAGAAUUGUUGGAGUAGACAGGAAGACAAAGCUCAGUGAUCUGCAGAAUGCUGCUGCAGGCUCCUUCGCCUCUGCCUUUGCCACCCUUGUCCUCUGUCCCACAGAGCUGGUGAAGUGCCGGCUGCAGGCCAUGCAUGAAAUGCAGUUGUCAGGAAAGAUAAUCCAGGGACACAAUACAGUUUGGUCAGUAGUGAAGGGAGUCAUUCAAAAGGAUGGUCCUCUUGGAUUUUAUCGUGGCUGGUCAAGCACUUUGCUGCGGGAAGUCCCAGGCUAUUUUUUCUUCUUCGGAGGGUAUGAACUGAGCCGGACGUUUUUUGCCUCUGGGAGACCAAAAGAUGAAUUAGGUCCCAUUCCUUUGCUACUCAGUGGAGGUUUUGGGGGCAGCUGUCUGUGGAUUGCUGUGUAUCCUGUGGACUGCGUCAAAUCUAGAAUUCAGGUUCUUUCAAUGGCUGGAAAACAGACAGGCUUUAUGGGAACAUUUGCAACUGUUGUGAGAACUGAAGGUGUACUUGCCUUGUAUUCUGGACUAAAACCAACUAUGAUCCGUGCAUUCCUGGCCAACGGGGCACUGUUCCUUGCCUAUGAGUACAGCCGGAAGCUUAUGAUGAAACAAAUAGAUUCUUACUGA